AUGCUACAGCAACUCGAUGCACGGGUCUUGACGGAUGUGUAUGCGUUUGACGCGAAACACCUCGUGCUCUUGCACGACGGCCCCCUGGACCACGCUGAGAAAAAAAAAGCGCUCGUCGACGCGGCCGAGACAAGUCUCAACACCUUGUCACCGUUCAUGGCGACCGAGCUGCCGCUGUCAUCGAUUGUGCGGGCUGCUGCGCAGCUCAUACUGGCUGCCCAACAAACCACCCGUCCCGCAUACGCCGCUCGAGCACUGGCCCUUCUCGAGCGCUGGUUUUCGUCCCAUGAAUUU
Molecule: messenger RNA, 294 nt
Organism: Saprolegnia parasitica CBS 223.65
Lineage: Eukaryota; Oomycota; Saprolegniomycetes; Saprolegniales; Saprolegniaceae
Exons: 2
Source: RefSeq, a predicted model, not a curated record